Molecule: messenger RNA, 2842 nt
Organism: Scomber japonicus (chub mackerel)
Lineage: Eukaryota; Metazoa; Chordata; Actinopteri; Scombriformes; Scombridae
Product: DENN domain-containing protein 2D-like
Exons: 18
Coding region: 208-2022 (604 amino acids)
Cellular component (GO): nucleoplasm; cytosol
Source: RefSeq, a predicted model, not a curated record
UCUGAAGUCCGUCAACCGCACAUUUCAGCAAGUGCACUUCCUCAUCCAUGUGCACUUGCUGCCUUAUUGUUACCAAUAGUAAUCAGACAAACCGCCUCGAUACGAGAGAAUAUUUAAGCUGGUAUUUAUUGAUUAAGAAAGCAAUUCAGACUUAUGCCAAAGUCAUUGCAUUAGUGCUGGAUUCUUCUACCUGUUCAGCCAACAGAAAUGGACAAGAUGUCACAGCACACACAGGUGAAUGCUGAGCAGCAGCGAUCUCAAAACCCUCAAAGAAGGAGUUUCAGCUUCUCAUCUAUGCGAAUUAAAAAAAGGCACAACAGUAAUGAAGAGGGUGGAUUCACAGGGAGGAGAGGGCUCAGGUCUUUUUCAUCAGUCCGGGAGUCAUCGAGAAAAGUCCCAGAUGAAGAUAGUGCCUCACUGCCACCGAGAUCUCAAGACUGGAUGAAAAAGACAGAAAGGAGUGAAGCAGCGAUGAGUGAAGCAGUAACGAGAAGAAGAAAAGGACCUGGACUGACACUGUUCAAGAACAGAUGGAGUGAGCAGCCCAGAGGUAACCUCAUCUCUGAUGUUGCAGGGAAACACAGUACCCCACCUAGUGAAGAUGAAGGUGGACGACAAGGAGCCUUCAAGAGGAUCAAUGCCAUGUGGUCAUCCUUCCGUAGAGGCAGAAGACAUGGAAUGAGAGAGCCAGAGCCGACAGAGCCACAUGCCCCUGAGUUGGCAGACAACACAUCCACACAGCACCGCUAUGUCAGUGGUCAGUACUUCUUUGAAUAUCUGGUGGUGGUCAGCCUCAAGAAGACCAAGGAUGGCAGCAGCUAUGAACCUCAGAUCACCUACCAGUUCCCCAAGAGAGAUCAGAUGCACAGAUCUCAAAAGGAGGAUGAAGAGAAGACACUGAAGGCAAUUACACUCUUCUGUUUCCCUGAGGGCAUCAACUGGGCUCCUCUGACAGAAUACCACAGUGAGACCUUCUCCUUUGUGCUCACUGAAAUCGAUGGUAGCAGAAGAAACGGAUACUGCAGAAGGUUGCUGCCUGGUGGGAAAGGAGCUCGUCCACCUGAGGCUUACUGCAUCAUCAGCAGCGUGGCUUGUUUUGGCCUCUUCUCCAAGAUUUUUGAUGAGGUGGAGAAGCGGCGGCAGAUCUCCAUGGCCAUGAUCUACCCAUUCAUGCAGAAGCUGCGGGAGGCUUCAUUCCCAGCUCCGGGAAACACUGUGGAGAUUAAGAGCUUCAUUCCUGAGUCAGGCACUGAGAUAAUCAGUCUGACGCGGCCGUUGGACUCCUGGCUGGAACACGUCAACUUUGCCAUGCUGUUUGGCUGCCUGACGGAUGAGGAAGUGUUACUGGUGUUUGCUGCUGCUGUCCUAGAGAGACGGAUCAUUUUCAUUGCUGAUGAGCUGGGCACAUUAUCCCAGGUCAUUCAUGCAGUAGCAGCCCUCCUUUACCCCUUUACCUGGCAACACACCUUUAUCUCCAUUGUUCCGGAGAUCCUAAUCGAUGUAGUGAUGGCACCCACCCCCUACCUGCUGGGGGUCCAGAGACACCUGCUAGACCAGGUCGACGACCAAACUGAUCUGCUGUUGGUGGACUUAUCUGAGGAUAAAAAGAACACAUUCAUUGUUUCAAAUGAUGAUGAGAAAGAUAUUCUGCCCCCGAAGCUCCAAAGUGAAAUACUAGAGGCACUGAGUCACAGACAAAAAGCAUCAACGACAGAGGAGCUGAACCGGGUGGUGUCAGAGGCCUUCUUGUUGUUCUUUGUGAAAACAGUGGGUCAUUACAUGUCACAUGUGAAGCACAAUCGCAGCGGAAAGCAGGACGAGUUUGACAAGAGAGGAUUCUACAAGGCCAUCGAGUCCAAGACCACGCGCCACUUUGUCAAGAAAUUCAUUCAGACACAAAUGUUUGAUCUGUUCAUCCAGGAAGUGGAGCAGCAGCAGGCUGGACCACAGCAAGGAAUAUUUUACAAAAAGGUCCUUGAAUACCAAGAGAAGAAGAAAAGGGACAAGAAAAGCAAACACUAGCUCUCUGCAUGGAUGAACCUGGGUGUAUAUAAAGGAGUACAGAGGAAUAGAUGUGAAUUUUGUACUGUGUUUUAUUUCCUGUCAGUUUUAUUUGUUAAUAAAAUAUAAAAAGGUGUGACUUACUGUACAGCUGUGUUGCUGCCAGUCUGUGAAACAUUAUAAAAAUGAGCGUUCAGUUCCUCAUGUUGGUUCAGCCUCAUUUCAAAGAAAUCCUUGUUGUUUAAGUCUUUCAUCUUUGCUUGUUGGGAUGGUUGAUAGUCCUGUGUGGUGUUUGUUAUCCAUCUAUCUACAUUUCUAUCUCUUUUUUUGUUUCAUUCUUUGUUUUUCUCUUUUGUGACUGACUUGACUGAUAUUUAGCAGAGAGUUCUGUGUGAAUUCUAACUAAGUACAAUAUUAAUGUAAGGGACAAAAUUAAAAUCAAAUGUCUCAAUAUUUGAUAAAUGUACUCGUUUUAUUGUACUGUUGGUCAGAUUAGAACUAUAUGCACAUAAUAUCAGCUGUUCAAUGAGUACAGUCCUUCUAAAGACAUUGGACAUUUUGCUCUGUGGACUCAAAGCUAAAUAGAUUGUUGCUGUUUGACAUCAUUGAGUUGAUCCCAGCAUUCCUUUCUGUUUCCACUGCACACUGUCAACAGAAAUGUCAAAUAUGUUGGCAGUACAAUACAUAAACAUUUAAGUUCAAGAAGGCUGUAAGAAUCUCUCAGUACCUCCACCAGCACAAGGUCUCUGUCUGUGUAAAUGCUUUCAAUCACUUUUGCUCUUAUUUAUUUAGGUCACUGUACAAUAACAACAAUAAAACUCAAUUUAAUUUCCCAACACAA